ACAAUCCACUGUCCACCGUCAUUAGGAGUUUGGAUCCCAUUGCAGCAGUAACAUCCUUAUUUUUGUCCGAAUAUUUGAGAUUGGUCGAACAUGCAGUGCAUUAAGGCAUUUCUGUUAUUGGCCGCAGUAGCCAGUGUUACGGCAGGCGAUUUUCCACACUACGGCCACGGCUAUGGACAUGGACAUCACGGGGGUGUAACUGCUCACCAUUUCGAUCACAGGGUUUUUCAUCAUGAGGUUCCUGUUGUCAAACACGUUCCGUAUCCAGUAGUCAAACACGUCCACGUGCCUUAUCCUGUUGAGAAGAUAAAGCACGUCCACGUGCCAUACCCUGUUGAGAAGAUUAAGCAUGUUCACGUGCCAUACCCAGUCAUUAAACACGUCGAAGUACCCGUGCAUGUCCCGGUGGAGAAAAUCAAGCAUGUUCCCGUCGAAGUGCCCGUCGUUAAACAUGUGCCCUACCCAGUUUAUCACGAGAAGAUCAAGCACGUCCAUGUCCCUGUAGAAAAGCCAUACCCAGUCUAUCACAAGGUUCCCGUGCAUGUGGAGAAGCCCGUCCCUUACGCAGUUCCAGUUAAGGUGCCCUACCCUGUCCCAGUACACAAGGAACAUUACGGCCAUGGAGGACAUUACGGCGGAGGUCAUGGAUAUGGACAUGACUUCUCAGGAUCCUAUGGAGGGCAAUAUUACUAAAUUAAGUCCUUAGUUGACAUAUUGUAGUUAACUAAUACUUCCGUUGAUUGCAUCAAUGUCGAUGUCAAUUAAAACCUCUAUCUUGAUCACAAGGAAAGUUACCUUUAGUUCCAGUGAUCCCUCAUAUCUCAUCAUCAUGAUCUACAUAAAUACAUACAAAAAAUCUACUUCUUCCCUUAACCUAUCUUCCCAUGAACCUACAUAUCUACCAUGAACGACUCUUAACACGACCAGCAGAAGCGAGGGGUCCUUGUUCACACAUACACACACACAAAGGUCCGUGUAAUUAGUCUCUGAUACAUUAAAGAAAACCCAACAAAGAAACGUGAUUUAUAUUUUUACAGUAAAAUAAAUUCAAGAUAUUAUAUUACUCAA
Molecule: messenger RNA, 1068 nt
Organism: Folsomia candida
Lineage: Eukaryota; Metazoa; Arthropoda; Collembola; Entomobryomorpha; Isotomidae
Product: valine-rich protein
Exons: 3
Coding region: 91-693 (200 amino acids)
Source: RefSeq, a predicted model, not a curated record